Molecule: messenger RNA, 2118 nt
Organism: Trichoplax adhaerens
Lineage: Eukaryota; Metazoa; Placozoa; Uniplacotomia; Trichoplacea; Trichoplacidae
Exons: 3
Coding region: 1-2118 (705 amino acids)
Molecular function (GO): protein binding
Source: RefSeq, a predicted model, not a curated record
AUGGGAAAUUCAUUAACAGCAAAGCAUGUCAUCGAGAAAUAUUCUCUCAAUAAUAUCAUGGAGCACUUAUAUAAUAAAACAUUCAAAUAUCAUCAGUUACAAGCCAAUACAACGGAUGAUCCAAAUUCACACUUUCAACUGGGAUACAUCUACCAUCGUGGCUUAGGAUCAAUUCCACAAAAUCUUGAAAAAGCUUUCUACCAUUACCAAAUUGCAGCCCAUUAUAAUCAUCCUACGGCUCAAUAUAUCUUAGCUGAAUUUUGUAAAAUUCGUGAUGGUGAAGAAGAAGAUGAAGAAAGUGAACGAAGUGGAGUCUUAGCUACUGAUAGUAUCGAACUAAUUCGAUUAAAAGCUUCUAUGUACAUUAAAUCGGCUGCUCGUGGUGAAUUAUAUUCCAAUGCGGCACGCGAAUUAUGGCAACUGUAUAAUAAUUCAACCAUGUGGUAUAAUAUUGUCAACGAAAUACGCAAUACUUACAUGGAUAUUAUAUGCGAUAGCACUUACCAUGUCAAAAGUGAUGAAGUACAACGGCGUUCACUGGCUGAAAUUUAUAACCAAUUAGGUUAUUUAGCCGCCCAUUUUAAAUUAGAUCGCAUGGAAGAUGAUUAUCAACAUGCUCUACAAUAUUAUAAGACAGCAGGUCGAUUAGGCAGUGCAUCCAGUUAUUAUAACAUUGCUUGUAUGUAUCAUGAUGGCCAUGGUGUAGUGGCGAAUAAAUCCACUGCUUUACACUAUUAUAAAAAAGCCAGUAAAAAUGGUCAUGCACUUUCGCAAUUUAUUGUCGCUGAAUUAUUACUCAGUACUAUUGAAGCUGGUCAAGAAAUGGAAUCAGCUAGAGCUUGCUAUUAUUAUUUACAAUCGUCAAGGUAUAGCUUUGCAUCCACAUUACUCAAUUUAGGCUAUAUCUUCCUACAUGGGAUUGCUGGUAUGAAACAAAGUUAUACAGUUGCUUUGCAAUAUUUUGAAGAAGCAGCUGUUGCUGUUGAUUUCUGCAAUCGUAAAAGUAAUCAUUGGGCAUUGCAUGAAAUUGCUUAUAUGCACGAGCAUGGAUUAGGUACUGAGACGAAUUAUAAACUUGCUGCUGCUUAUUACGCUGAAGCAGCUCAAUAUAAGUACCAUGAAUCGGUCAAUAAAUUAGCUAAAUUAUUGGAGAAGAAAAAAUUACCUGAUGCAACGUUAGAAAUGGCCAUCCAGCUCUACCAAGCCACUUCAACGGAAGGUGAACAUGCUGCAGCUUAUGCUCAUUAUCGUUUAGGUAAAAUUUACUGGAAUAACUUGGUUAAUGAUUCACCGUUGAAAAAUCGUGUUACAGCAAAUAAAUAUUUUACUGCUGCUCUGCAAUAUUAUAACGAUGCUAUUGUUAAAGCCCCUCUACCUGGCCAUCUCUAUCAUUUGGCCAUAAUGUACGAAAAUGGCUUAGGAGUUAAAAAAGAUUUACAAAUUGCAAUACGAUAUUACAACAGAGCUGUCGAUGAAUCGGUCAAAACUUUCAAUAUAUUCGACAAGCAUUAUGGCCAUAAAGCUGAAGUAAAGCUACAAAAAGUCGAUCAAAGUACACUUGACCAACGCCAUCCUCGAAUGGGCGAUUUAAAUACUCAAUUACCCAUCGUAUCUCCAAACAAAGAUGAAGGAAAUCGAUUUAACGGACUAUCGCCUUCUUCCUCUCUCCAUAGCGAAUCGGUUGACAAUCAAAUCGAUAUGUUGCAGCACCACAAACAACUGCCGGAAUUAAACUAUAAUUCAGAUUCUGAUGAAGACCUUUUAGGCGACGUUGAUUCUGAUAAUGAAUUAAAAGAUAUCCUAGAAAGCGAAGAAUCGAAACUGGAAAAGCGAUUAUCACUUGUCCGUAAGACAUUCCAGUUAAUGAAAUUUAAAGAUUUGAGUCAAAAUCAUAAUGGUCUUGAUGAAUUAGCUACAAAAGAUGCCGAGAUGCCAGCAUUAGAAAUUUCAACUCCACAAGGAAAAGAUAAGAUUUCCUACAAAGAUAUCCAAAUUCAUCACGCGGUGAAGAAAAUUAUUCAAUUAGAAAGUAGACUUGAUAAAUUAACUCAACAGUUUAACACCAUGCAAGAGCUACUAACAGUAAAUAAAGAUAAUAAUAGUAAUACUACUUUCUAA